AUGGUCAAGCACGUAUUUCAGGUGCAGCUCAUUAAGGAUGCAAAAGCUAGUCUCCUAGAUCUGUUGACAGGUAGGCCAGUAGAAAUAGACAAGAUGACAUGUUUGGACACUGAUUUUCGGUGCAAAAGACGUCUCGCAGGGGGUAUUAAAAGUAAACAUUGCGUUCAAGGUGUGCGCAUUGAAGUCAGAGGAAUAGAUAAAAUGACACUAGUGGGUGAACACAAGUGGCAAGACCAAGCUGGUGGAGAAAAGGGGGAAAAGAGCCGCCCACUUUCAUAUUGA
Molecule: messenger RNA, 282 nt
Organism: Microthlaspi erraticum
Lineage: Eukaryota; Viridiplantae; Streptophyta; Magnoliopsida; Brassicales; Brassicaceae
Source: the annotation of a GenBank genome assembly